UCAUAAUGGGCAGACAUGAUAAUGUGAGUGACUAGUUGUUGGUUAUCAAAUGUACGAAGUAUUUCUCAUAGUAUAUAUACUCGCACGUGUUAGUUAAAGCAUUCGUAAUGCGCAAGUCGUUUAAUAAAUAUGCGAUUUGUAUUAUCAUUGUGUCCUUGCCGCGUAGGUGGGCGAUUAUCGCAAUAAGUAGGACAAUUUUGACAGGGAAACUUGGUUAGUUGAAAUCAAGAAAAGCAGAAGAAUACCCUUUUUAUGACAGUUAAUAAUAUGAAAAGUUUGGAAGAGGAAGGAUGUGUAAAGGCAGGUUUCUGAUGAACGUGAGAGUAGACAAAAUAUAAGUCGAAAAAAUGAGCUGGUUACGAAGUAGCCCACUAAGAACUAGUUUUAGUAAGCAGCGUUCAAGAGACUCUCCACCAAAAGACGCCGAUCCAUCAGCAUGUUAUGACAGCUUUUGUAAACAUUGGCAACAAGCUUACGAAAUCAUUUUACGUACAUCUUUACCCAAGGGAAUACGUAAUCAAGAUGAUGUUCUUGGAGUUGUUAAUCAUAUAGAUCAGAUGGUAACACUUUUAGUUUUAGAAUUACGAGAUUCUAACUUUUACAAUAAUUACCGUCAAUCUACAACAGCAACACAUUCUCCAUGUUUGGAAUACUUACUAAGUGAAAAUCUUCUUGUUAAACUUUAUGAUUGGAACAUACAUAGUGGAAGAUUUAAUAAUGCUGUGCGUUUGGAACAAUUAAAACUAUAUGAACUUUUGGUAUCACAUAGUGGUACUCUUCUUGCCCAUGAACCAGUUGCCAGACCAUUACUGCGAUUACUUGAAGAUUGUGCAAAUGAUAUUAUGCCAUUAGAAGUAGAAGAAAAAUUAGUAGUAUUAUUGAAUCAAUUAUGUGUAGCUUUAAUGCAAAAUUAAUAUUUAUUAAAUAUCAUGGUUUACACUUUUAGAUUUAUUAUUUUUACAUUGUUAAUACCAUAUGUACAUCGAGAAGGUGGAGUUGGACAGCAAGCACGUGAUUCCAUGUUACUUUGUAUGUCUCUUUCCAAAAAAAAUGACGAAGUUGGGCUAUAUAUUGCUGAUUAUUCUAAUAUAUGUCCUGUACUAGCUACAGGUCUCAGUGGAUUAUAUUCACUGUUGCCUAGAAAAUUGGAUAUUGAAACAGAUGAUUGGUACCGAUUAACGCCAGAUGAUGUUAAUGAUAUAUCAGCACUAAUGCACCUUAUGAAUUCUUUGGACUUCUGUAAUGCUGUCGCACAAGUUGCACAUCCUUUAGUACAAAAACAGUUAUUGGAAUUUUUAUAUCAUGGUUUCUUGGUUCCUGUGAUGGGGCCAGCUUUGUUGCAGGAUUCUGUUGGUUUGACCAUAGAACAGCUAGAUGCACAAGAACACUGGACAACAGUGGAUGAAUUAGUUGCAGCAACAGCUUAUUUUGAUUUAUUCCUUCGUUCUGUAACUGAACCGGGUCUUUUACGUUCACUUGUUAGAUUUUUACUUGAAGAUAAUUAUGAUGAAUGCAGAAUAUUGGAUAGUCUUAUUCAAAGGAUAUCUUCUAGAUCACGGUUGUGUAUAGUAACAUUGGGACUAUUUGAAACGUUAAUUAAUUUAAAUUGUGAAGACAUUAUGCUAGAAUUAUGUCUAGGUGCAUUGAGUCCUUGUUCUCAUGUAAUGCUGUCUCAACGCAGAAGGUUAAGAGAUAUAGAUCCCUUUGGACGUGCAGCUGAAAAGUUUUUAUCUUUAACACCAAGUUGUUGUUCACCACUUACAUCCAUAAAUUCGCAAUUUAAUUCUUUACCUAAUAGCACAACAUAUGAAAGACAUUCAAAUACUACAUCUGAAUCUUUGAAAUCAUUGCCAGCAUUAAUAAAUUAUGGUGUCAAAUUAUCAGAUAGUUUAUAUGGAAAUUAUCAUGCAUAUUUGUGUGAUGCUCGACAAAAAAUAAGAGCGUGCCGUAUUGCGUGUUCUAAUUGGUCUUAUCAAUAUAACGGAGAACUGCCAAAAGAUAGUACUACUAGCAGUGCAACUACUUUGAUAGAUGAUAAUACAUUAUUAGAUCAAUCUCAGAAGAAAACCGAAACAAUUAAAGCCUUGUCACUGGAAACAUUAAAGCAGUCAACAAUUCCUAAUGAAAUUAAUGAAAAUUCAUCAGUAGACAAUAUGUUAGUUAACAUUCAGUCUUUGUUAGGUGGAAAAGAUUUAAAUGUAGUAGAAAAAGAAGUGAAAACGGAGUCUCUUGCUACAACAGGAAUAGAGUUAUCAUUGGAGGAACAAGCAAAGUUGGAUGCAGAUAUAGCUGAAUUGUUAAGUGAAGAUAUUGGGAUAUCAGAAUCUGUUAAGGAAAUGUCAUUAAUUGAUAAAAAGGAACUUGACAGUAGUAUUGAAGAUUCAAAUACUGCCAUGAAUUCACUUUUAUCAUUAGGAGAGAGUAGCGGCUAUGAAAGUUUUGCAUUUAAAGGUUCAUCGCAGUCAACUCCGGAUAAUGAACCCAGCGAAGAUCGAAUAAGCGAACACGAAGAAAUAGAAAUUGAAUCAAACAAGGAACAAGGUAUAUUUCUUCAUAACAUCAUGGAGUCAAGUGUAAUCACACCAGAAGAAUUAACAGCAAAUAAACAAAGUAAAGAAAGUUAUCGUCAAGAUGUAUUUAACGGACAACCGAAUGUCGGUAUAUUUUUGGACGUUCUUUUGCGAAAACUCGAAUGUAUGACAAGUAAUAAUCUAUAUGUUAACUUACAUUUAACUGGUCUUAUCAGUAGACUAGCAAUAUAUCCUCAGCCUUUGUUACAGUCAUUUCUCUUGAAUCAUUCCCUGGUAUUUCAACCCAGUAUUAGAUCGCUUUUUCAGGUACUUGCAUCACUAAAACAUAAAAUAGAUCAGUUUCUUUCUCAACAUAAUAAUGUGGAUAUAUUGGUAGAACAAGCUCGACUAUUUCUAAUUAACCGCGAAGAUAAAUUAGUAAAUGCAAGAAAAAAUGCAUUAGAAGCUGCUGCCCACUCUGCACCUACUAAAAGAAAUUCUUUAAGUGGAGAACCAUUUUCAAGAGUAUUCAAACGAUGUGAAAGCAAAAGGUGGAGUUUGACGUCAUCUUUCACGCAAAUGCUUAGAAGAUCAAGUAGUAACUCUGGUCCCAGCAGUUCAAUCAAUACUGUCCAUCAAUCAGCUGGUAUGUCGGAAAAUCAAUUAGAAGCUAUUGGACAUAGUUCUGGAUACCGGUAUUAUACCAAAACGUCCUGGGAAUCGCCAAACGAAGUAAGUCCAGUACAAAAUGUGGUUUUAUGUGCAGUUGUAUUAGACGAAUGGCUAAAAGAAUUAGCUGCAAUUACACAGGAACAUGCCAUUAUGUCUCUUACAAGUGAUCUGGAGUUUAAAGUUUAA
This is a messenger RNA of Habropoda laboriosa, 3368 nucleotides long. RefSeq names its product UPF0518 protein AAEL005291. NCBI's taxonomy places the organism in Eukaryota, Metazoa, Arthropoda, Insecta, Hymenoptera, Apidae. The transcript is spliced from 12 exons. The record is from RefSeq and is a predicted model, not a curated record.